GGAAAUGCAAAUAAGCUGAGUCAAUUCUAUAUUGUUACAAUCAUUUUUCCUAUGUGAACUAAAAUUAAAAUUAAAAUAAUAAUAAAUAAAUUCGAAAGCUCGACGGAAAAUUGUGAAUUUCACGCAAGUAUUGAAUGGUGUUGUACGCAGUUGUUUAUCUCAUUGUGAUAAGUACGUUGUACUGAAUGGCACAUAAGUUGAGCUAAAAUUUCGCAUGUAAAAUAUACCAAACUCGAAAAUUAGUCGUUAUCCACCACACCAUGAAUUUACUAACGCAAUGCUGUGUGUUAUUGUUGUUGCCAUUGGUGCUAUGUGAUCGAUUACAAGAUAAAAUGUACACACCAAUAUCCGGAUCGAUAUGUUUUCGUCGAUUGAAUGCGACCCAUUCGACGGGUUGUGGUUCGACAUUGGGUGGUUCCGUGGGUGUGUUACACUUAAUCCAAAGUCCAGCUGACUUUGAGUUUGUUUGGAAUAAACCGCCGGCACCACCAUACACCUUGCUCAUGGCACCGUGGCUCUUCAAUCGUGAGAAUAUUUUGAAUAUCACCGGCCGUGCCAAAGGCAACAUUGCCGGUAUCGUACUAAUUGAGAAUGGCACCAAUUUGGCAAGUUACAGUCACGAAUUAAAGUGUCCAAAUCCAAAUAGCGGACUUAAAAAUCAAACAUGUGAUGCAAAACAAGCAUGGAAUCCAUUUGGCACUGGGUUAUUGCAUGAAAAUUUCCCAUUUCCAAUUAUUUAUGUAAAAGAACAGAAUUACAUAAAAAAUUUAACAGAUUGUUAUCACAAAUUCAAUACAUAUGAUGUAGAAAAUCAGCACAAUCGUCGUUUGUGUAGCAUUCAAAUCAAGUCAUUCAUGUCGGCCGCUGUUAAUUCGGCUGUUUGUACGAGACGCACACGGUAUAUAAAUAAUAUGAAUCCACAGCGAUACUGUGAUCCAUUGCAAAGUAAAAAUGUGUAUGCCACAUUGUUUGAACGACCCAAAGAGUUAAAAUCGGAGAAUUUGAUUUUGGUCGGGGCACGAAUUGAUACCACAUCAAUGUUCGAUGGGAUUGGACUUGGUGCUAUGGAUUCAUUGGUGCCGGCCGUUACACUAAUGAGCACCGCACAUACACUCAACAAACUGCUAGCCGAUCACAUUACCGGGAAAAAUUAUAAUGUAGUAUUCAUGCUCUUCAAUGGUGAAGCAUAUGAUUAUAUUGGAUCGCAGCGUUUUGUGUAUGAUUUGGUGAAUAAUGCAUUCCCAUCGUCAUCGAAUAACACGAUUAAACUAAGCGACAUCAAACUAUUUAUCGACAUUGGGUCGUUGGACAGUCAAAAUUCAACAACCAUUUAUCAAUUCGAUAAAUUUGAUUUGGCCGAUAAAUUUGCCAGCUUAUUUGAUGCGACAAUUAAACAAUAUAGUUUUAAUUUUGAAGUAAAUCGUAAGAUGACAACAAAUCUACCGCCAACAUCGGCUCAAUCAUUUUUACGUGACGACAAUAAAUUUCCAGCUGUGAUUCUCUAUUCGGACAAUAAUAAAAAUCGAUUUUAUCAUUCCAUCUACGAUGCGGAACAGAAUAUUGACUUUGUCUAUCAGAAUACAUCGCGGGAUUUUACGACGCUGAUCGAUUUGACGGAGAAAACCACAAUGGUACCAUCCAUUCAAUUGGCCGUACGUAAUGUGUCCACAUCGUUGGCACAUUCGUUGUAUGAACUAGUAACGGGAGCAAGUUAUACAGAACAUUUUGGAGCCAAUCCAUAUUUAAUCGAUGAAAUGCUGUACUGCUAUUUGGUAUCGGCAAAAUGUCCAUUGUUUCAAGCAACAAUAAAAGAUGCUAACAUGACCAUUCCACCAAUACCACCGAAUCGAUAUAUAAGCGUACAAAAUCCAGUGUCGUACGAGACAGUGGGUUGGACGUUGCGAGUGCUUGGAUUUUUAACCGGUCGACCAGUACCAUCGGCGACGAAAGACAAUUGCACCGUUUUUCCAUUGGUGUGGGUUUCCGGUUUUAAUCAUACCGGCGAAUGUCUACGAACCACACACGAUCUUUCAAAUGCACUAAGUCCAGCCUUUUCAAUCGAAGACUAUGAUUGGAAAUCGGGACGGUAUUCUACAUGGACUGAAUCAACAUGGAGCGAAAUAAAUGUUCGCAUUUUCUUAAAACCGGCUGUGUCACAAGAGGCAUUCACAUUAGCCAUUGGAUUUGGUGUGAUGCUGAUUUCAUUUAUUUUGGUAUUUAUUAUCAACACCAAAUCAGAUGUAUUAUUUGGUGAAAGCACCUCGUCGAUUAACGUUCUCACCCUACCAUCACAGUGCUAAGACUUUUCUUUUUUAUAAGAGACAAUUGUCUAUACUAAUAUUAGGAACUUUUUUUUCCAACACAUUACGACACAACAGGGUGUCCAUUUGACAUUUUAAUUCAAUAGUCCGAUUUAAUUGUAACAAAAACAUUUGCAUUUUUUUUUUCAUUUUGAAUUUUUUUUUCUCACCAGAAUUAACCAAAACAAUUCUAUUUCCAUUCAUAU
Messenger RNA from Contarinia nasturtii (swede midge), 2506 nucleotides. RefSeq names its product nicastrin (gene Nct). The transcript is spliced from 2 exons. Gene Ontology annotation, biological process: protein processing; Notch receptor processing. Gene Ontology annotation, cellular component: membrane. The record is from RefSeq and is a predicted model, not a curated record. NCBI's taxonomy places the organism in Eukaryota, Metazoa, Arthropoda, Insecta, Diptera, Cecidomyiidae. Bases 261 to 2300 code for a protein of 679 amino acids.